Molecule: messenger RNA, 4976 nt
Organism: Aphidius gifuensis
Lineage: Eukaryota; Metazoa; Arthropoda; Insecta; Hymenoptera; Braconidae
Gene: Hao
Product: hydroxyacid oxidase 1
Exons: 7
Coding region: 3782-4864 (360 amino acids)
Molecular function (GO): FMN binding; oxidoreductase activity
Source: RefSeq, a predicted model, not a curated record
UUUUUUUUUUUUUUUUUUUUUUUUUUCGUUUAAAUUGAUGAUAAUCUUUAAAUAUUAAUUAAUGUGACAAAUUAAAUGAUAUAAAAAAAAAAAAAAACAAAAAAACAAAAUAAAUAAAAAAAAGUUGAAAAAAUGAAAAGUAACAAAAAAAAUAAAAAUAAAAAUAAAAAUGAAAAACAACCAACGAUAAUGUUGUAAAAAUGUAUAGCGAAUUCAAUCGUUUUUAUCGAAUAAUUAUAAAGAAAAACGUAUAUAAUAUUCGCAAUUUUUUUUUUUUUUUCGUAAUAAUUAAUAUAACUAAUAAUAACAAUGUAAAUUUGAACAUAAUAUUAUUGAAUAAAACGUAUGAAAUACUGUUCUCAAUGAAUGAUGAUGGUGAAUGAUCAGAAAAAAAAAAAAAAAUAGCCACAAAAUAAUUAUAAAAUUUCUGCAUUCAAAAUGAUUUUUUAACAAAAUGAUUUUGUACUUAAUUUAUCAUGAAUUUUAAAUUCAAUUGAUAAAUAUUUACGGCAAGAUAUUGUGCAGUUUUUUUCAUUGCGACUACUCCGGCUUUUAAGUGAUUUUUUUUCUUUUCUUUUUCUAUAAACUUGUAUUUUUUUUUGUGUUAUUAAAUUGUAUUUGUUAAAAUUUAAUAACAUAGAACGAAAAGACUUUUUAUCUUUGAUAGCCAUUUUUGUUCCCAUCAUCAGUUAUUGUAUUGUAUGUUAAGUUGUGUUUUUUUUUUUUUUAUAUGGAGAAGCGGAUAUAUAUAACGCAAAAAGUCGUGCCUUCCCUUUUGCAUUCAUACCAAUAACUUUUUUUUUUUUUUAUAUAUAUAAAUAACAAACCAUCUUCAAAACAUCUCGUUGAUAUAACAAUAACAAUAAUCAUCUAUAUAAAAUAUUAAAAAUAGUAGAACAUGUAUGAAAGUUUCAUAUUGAAUGAAUAAUUAUGUAAAAAAAAAAAAAAAAGGAAUUACUAAUUGUAGUUGAAAACAAAAAGGUAAACGUUAAAUGCAGCUACGAUUAAAUAAAUUUGUCAAAACAAUUUUAAAUUGAAAAUAAUAAUUAUAAUCAUCAAAAAAAUGAGAUUAUAAAAGUCAGUCUUAAUUAAUAUCAAUGAGAAUUUUAAAAAAGUCAUCAUUAUUAAAGCACUGAUUUAAAAAAUAACGACAUUUUCAUAUUUGUACUUUGACAUUUACACGAAACAAUAAACUCCAAGGAUAUUAACAAUUUGUAAAAAAAAAAAGUUAACUAACAAUGAAGUAUUCAUAGCUUCAAGAUAAACAAAUAAUUAAUAUUGUUAACAUAAUAAUAUAGCAUACUGAAUUUAAUUAAUUGAUUUAAUUAAUUAAUUCAGUAUACAUAAGCGGAUGGAAAAAAUAAUAAUUCAAGUUACAAAUAAACUAUCCAAAAAAGCACUGAAAAAAAAAAUAAAAAAUAAAUAAACAAAAAAACAUGAAUAAUUGAAUAUUACAAAAAAUUAGAAAAAUGAGAAGGACAAAAAUAAUAGGUUUUUUUUACAGAUCAAUUGAAAUUAAUGAUGAUAUAUUAUUCAAAUAUGUACAUACAUAAAAAAAAAAUGCUUUUUAUAUGUGAUAAAAUUAUUAUAUUUCUAUUGAUAUAUAAAAUAAGAGCGGAGCGCUGUUGUAAAUCCUGGUUUUUUGUACACAGACUCGUAUACUAAGUUUUACUUUUUUUUUUUUUCUUUCUUUCUUUCUUUUUCUCUCUCUCUCUCUCUCUCUCUCCCACAUUGUUAUUACUGACAAUGUAAUAAAUAUAAUUAAUUUAAUAUUUGAUUGAAAUAACAAUUAUGUAAAAAAAAAAAAAAAAAAAAAAUUGUUAAAAUAACGGUGCCUCUAUAAUUACUCUCUUUAUCUAAAAUCAUGUGUGCGAAAAUUAAGCUUUUUUAUAAAUAUUAAAACUUAAUAAAAUCAAGCUUUUAUAAUUUUUCAUUUUUAAAAAUUUAAUAACACAUAUAAGUGAGAAAUUAAAGAAGCACUAUUGUAAUAUUUUAAUUUUUUUGUUUUAUUAUUAUAUUAUUAUUAUUUUUUAAAUAAUAAUAUAACAAUUAAUUCAAUAUUGCUAAACAUCAAAUUUUUGGCUUCUCAAUUUUUCUAAAAUAAUAACAUAAAAAUUUUCAUCAAAUUAUCAUAAAACAAAAUAUAAAAUAUAAUUAAAAUAAUACUAAUAAUAAUAAUCAUACUCAAUUGUCGUUAUCACAUUUUUCAAAUUUUUUUUUUUUUCUUGAUUUUAUCUUCACCGUAAUACAAUCAUGCAAUUUGUUGCUCAGAAUUCUAGUCAGUAAUGAGCGCUAAACAAAAAAUUAUUUAAAAAAAAAAAAACAACAAAGUUGACAAUUAAUUUAUAAAAUUAUUUCAUUUUUCAAAAUUAAAAAUAAAUUUAUUUCACAUUUAAUAUAUUUUUUUUUUAAUAAUUUGAUAAUUGAGAGUAACGGAAUAAAAAGAAAAAAAAAAUUUCCAAAAAACCAUUGUGUAUAUUAUAUAAAAUAAUUACUUAACAAUUUUUACCAAAGCCAAAAUUAUAAAUUUUUUUUUUUAUUUUCUUGAUAAAGAAAUUGAAUAAUAAAAGAAAAAAAAAAAAAAAAAAAAAAUGGGUUUUUAAUUAAUAGAAAUUUUUGAGUGCUGUUUGCAAGUGUGGGGAGUUAUUAUUUUGACGAAAUAACAGAAAAUGAAAAAAAAAAAUUUCUAUAACAAACAAAUUACUAAUAAUGAUAAUAAUUAUAACUAUAAUAAUAUAACGAAUAAAAUGAAAAUCUGUUGUGUUCGAUUCGCGAAUAAAAAAAGAAAAUGAAAAAAAAAGUAUAUAAUGUGAUUGACAAUUGAUGAACACACAUAAUGUGAAAUUGCGUACUCUAAGAAAUCAAACAUAUGUACAUAAACAACAUUACAUACAUAUAGUAAAAGGAGAAAAAAAAAACUAAUAAUAAUAAUACAUUUAAACAAUGAUAAACAAUGAUAAACAAAAAAAAAAAAAAACAUGUAUAUCUCAAAAAUUGCGCUUGUGUUUUUAUGAUUUUUAUUUCACAUAAGAUGUUAAGUGUUUUUACACAUAAAAAAUAAAAAAAUUUUUUUAAAAAAAUCAAAUCAAAGAGCCUUUCUAUGUUGCUAUCACCAUAGCAUGAUGAAUUGUAGAAUAAAAAAUUUAAAAUGAGAAUCAACAAGAGAUCUCUUCAAGGCCUUUGAAAUAAAAAAUAAAAUAAAAUAAAAAAAAAUAUUUAAAAACAAGAGGAUUCUUGCAAUAGUUAUUAUACAAAAAAAAAAAAUGAUAAUUAAAAAAAUGUUUUUACUUGAAUAUAAUACAUACGUCGUGUUGUAAUGUAAAUAAAUAAGUAUCCUCUUGAAUCUACGACUUAAAUUUUUAUUUUACUUGUUAAUUGCUAUUGGUUUUUUUUUUUUUUUGCAUAAAAACAAUAACAACGAUAACAAUAAAAAAAAUAAUAAUUAGUAAAAGAAAAAUCUCAUAAAAUAUAUAGAAUAAUAAUUUAUUUAUUUUGUAAAACCAUUAAAAUAUAUUAUUUGAAUCUAUUGAAUUAUUGUGAAAUAUAAAAUAAACAUGACCUUUUUUUAGCAACUGCUUUAAACAUUCGAUGAUAAAAUAGCAAGUCAACAUUUUUUUUUAUUAAACUUGUGAUAAUUAUAAUCUUGGUUAAAUUAAUAUCCAAUAACACAUUGAACAAGUUUAAUCUCAGUUAUAAAAUUGUUCAAUAUAUUGAAUGUACUGUUUAAACAAAUUAAUUUUUUUUCUAAUAAUAUAAAAAAAGUAAUUUAUUUAUAAUAAUUAUGAAUACAUUUACCUGUAUUGAUGAUUAUGAAAAAUUUGCUUUAAAAGUAUUAACACCAUCUGUUCGAGAUUAUUAUAAAAGUGGAGCAGGAGAUGAGAUAACAUUAAAUUGGAACAAAAAAUUAUUUAAAAAGUAUAAAAUACGUCCAAGAGUAUUGAGGGAUGUUUCAAAUCGUGACAUUAGUACAGUUAUUCUUGGUAAUAAAAUUUCAAUGCCAUUAGGUGUUGCACCAACAGCUAUGCAAAAAAUGGCUCAUCCCGAUGGAGAAUGUGCCAAUGCAAAAGCUGCUGAAAAGGCAGGUACAAUAUUUAUACAAUCAACAAUUUCAACAUGUAGUAUUGAAGAAAUUAAUAAUGCAGCACCAAAUGGAAUAAAAUGGCUUCAGUUAUAUAUUUAUGUUGAUCGUAAUUUAACAAUAAAUUUAAUAAAACGUGCUGAAUGUGCUGGAUACAAGGCUAUUGCUUUAACUGUUGAUACACCAUUUUUUGGUCAUAGAUAUGCUGAUGUAAAAAAUAAAUUUUCAUUACCAUCACAUUUAAAACUUGCUAAUUUUGAUGAUAUAAUAAGUCAAGUAAAUAGUGAUGAAAAAGGAUCUGGUUUAAAUAAAUAUGCUGUUGAUCUUUUUGAUGAUUCACUAUCAUGGAAGGAUAUUAUAUGGUUAAAAAGUAUCACAAAAUUGCCAAUUAUUUUAAAAGGAAUAUUAAGAGCUGAUGAUGCUAUUUUAGCAGUUAAAUAUAAAGUUGAUGGUAUUAUUGUAUCAAAUCAUGGAGCAAGACAACUUGAUGGUUCUACAGCAACGAUUGAAGUAUUGGAAGAAAUUGUCAAUGCAGUUGAUGGUAAAAUUGAAGUUUAUUUAGAUGGUGGAAUUCGAAAUGGUACAGAUGUUUUUAGAGCACUUGCAUUGGGUGCAAAAAUGGUAUUUUUUGGACGUCCUUUACUUUGGGGUCUUGCUCAUAGUGGUGAAGAUGGAGCUACAGCUAUUUUAGAAUUGAUGAAACAAGAUAUUGAUCAAACUUUAGCAUUGGCAGAUUUUUUGUGUCAAUCAUCUGAAAAUAGUGAUCAAAAGUCUAAUCUCUCCUGACACAUGUAUUUGUUAUUCCAUAACAAAUUAUGAGUUCAGGUUAAAUUUGGCUGCGGUGAGAAUGUCGUGCGAUACGCACUGGCCAUAUCCUAUAUGAACGCCCAACAUUCAA